Molecule: messenger RNA, 525 nt
Organism: Canis lupus familiaris (dog)
Lineage: Eukaryota; Metazoa; Chordata; Mammalia; Carnivora; Canidae
Product: folate receptor alpha-like
Biological process (GO): sperm-egg recognition; fusion of sperm to egg plasma membrane involved in single fertilization; cell adhesion
Cellular component (GO): external side of plasma membrane
Molecular function (GO): signaling receptor activity
Source: RefSeq, a predicted model, not a curated record
AACCAUUGCGGAUCUAUGACACCUGCCUGCAAAAAGCACUUCAUCCAGGACACUGGGUGUUCCCCCAACCUGGGGCCCUGGAUUCAGGAGGUAAAUCAGAGCUGGUGCAAGGAGCGCAUCCUGCACGUGCCCCUGUGCAGAGAGGAUUGUGAGCAAUGGUGGCAGGACUGCCGCACCUCCUACACCUGCAAGAGCAACUGGCACAAGGGCUGGAACUGGACCUCAGGGUAUAACCAGUGUCCAGAGGGAGCUGCCUGCCACCCCUUCCAUUUCUACUUCCCCACAUCUGCUGCUCUGUGCAGUGAAAUCUGGAGUCACUCCUACAAAGUCAGCAACUACAGCCGAGGGAGCGGCCGCUGCAUCCAGAUGUGGUUCGACCCGGCCCAGGGCAACCCCAACGAGGAGGUGGCGAGGUUCUACGCCAGGGCCAUGAGUGAGGCUACGCACUGUGUCCUUGGGCCUCUCUUGCUCAGCCUGGCCCUGAUGCUGCUCUGGCUACUUAGCUUAGCUCCCUUUAUCUCCUGA